UUCAAGCUUUGUGAACUGAGCACCAAAUUCAUGGAAUCCCAAUCCCCCAUUACACUCUCCCAAACAGAGCUUCAAACCGCCAUCUAUGGCGAAUGUCUCGAUUCCAUCGACCCCGACCUCUUUUAUGAUGAUUUCGAUAGCGCUUCCUCCACUCCUUACGUCAGUGCUCAUUCCAGCCCCUGCCGCGGCCCCAUUUCCGGCUUCUUUUACAGUGCUCCGGCCAGUCCUAUGCACUUUGCCAUCACCAAAAACCCUACCAACUCCUCUUCUACUUUCAUGGAGAAUCAGUCUUCUUCGUUUGAGUUCGAUUUCUCCGCUAGGUUUGGGUCUAAUGGCGGUUCGAGUUCCACGGCGUCGAUGAGCUCCGCCGAUGAGUUGUUUCAUAACGGGAAGAUACGUCCGAUGAAGCUUUCGACGCACUUGGAGCUUCCAUUGGCGCCGUUGCUGGACUUGGAGCUUGGAGAUGAAGAAGAAGGGGACGGAGUCGUUGAGUUUGUUCGAGGGAGGGAUCUGAGGUUGAGGGAUAAACUACAGCGGCGGAGAACUAGAUCCAUGUCGCCGUUCAGAAACUCGCCGAUUGAGUGGACGGAGAGCGAGAAUGGAGACGGAAUCAGUGUGGAAUGCUCUGUGACUGAGAAGGAAAAUUCUGAAGAGAGUGAAGUAAUCGAGAAGGUUGUAGAAACAGCUUCGAAUUCUGAGGCGAGUACUCCUUCGAUUUCGGCUUGUUCUUCGAGAUCGUCUUCUGCAGGAAGGAGCUCGAAGAGAUGGAUUUUUCUGAAGGAUUUUCUGUACAGAAGUAAAAGCGAAGGAAGAAGCAACACCAAAUUUUGGUCUAACAUAUCGUUCACUCCUGUGAAAGAAAAGAAAUCAGGAGGGGCAAACCAGAGUGUUGCUAAGCAAGAGUUCAUAAAUCCAUUGGUGGAUCGAUCUUCAGUGGGGAAGAAAGCAAAAGGAAGAGUUGGGGCGAAGAAAGAUGGGGGUGGAAAGCCUAGAAAUGGAGUUGGAAAGAGGAGAGUUGUUCCACCAUCGCCACAUGAGCGUCAUUACACGGCUAACAGAGCUCACUCAGAGGAGAUGAAGAAGAAGACAUACUUGCCUUACAGGCAAGGAUUGCUUGGCUGCUUGGGAUUCAGCUCAAAGGGAUAUGGAGCUGUGAGUGGAUUUGCCAAAGCUUUGAAUUCUGUCUCUUCCAGAAAUACUAAGCAGAAAGCAUAGGAGGCUUGUUUGGAAUCAUAUUGGGAGUUACUUACCCCACUUUUUAUUAUGUAGUUCAUUCUUAAACUAAGUACUUAGUUGAAUGUGGGUGAAAAGUAAGCAAAAGUGUCUGAUAGGGAGAGGUUUCCACACCUUUACCCUUAUAAGGAAUGUUUCGUUCCCCUCUCUAACCGAUGUGGGACUCACAAUCCACCACCCUUGGAAGCCUACCAUCCCUGGCACACCCUCCGGUGUCUGACUUUGAUACCAUUUGUAAUAGACUAAGUCCACCGUUAGCCGAUGUUGUCCUCUUUGGACAGGUUGGGGAUUGCUUGUAAUGAAUCGAUGCAAAGGGAAAAAAAAGGGAAAAGAGGAAAGAGUUGGGUGAGUGAUGUUGAUUGGUGAAGAUGUAAGGGAUUCCUGAAAUUGAAACGAAGAGGUGAGGUCCCACCUGUUUUUAUUGUGAAUAGCUUCUCUCUCUGAAUAUGCCCACCUACCUUAGUCCUCUA
Molecule: messenger RNA, 1703 nt
Organism: Cucurbita pepo subsp. pepo (vegetable marrow)
Lineage: Eukaryota; Viridiplantae; Streptophyta; Magnoliopsida; Cucurbitales; Cucurbitaceae
Source: RefSeq, a predicted model, not a curated record